Ilyonectria robusta is the source of this 450-nucleotide messenger RNA. RefSeq lists its product as uncharacterized. The coding region runs from base 1 to 450 and encodes 149 amino acids. The record is from RefSeq and is a predicted model, not a curated record. The transcript has 2 exons. NCBI's taxonomy places the organism in Eukaryota, Fungi, Ascomycota, Sordariomycetes, Hypocreales, Nectriaceae.
AUGGAAGAGAGAAGAGAUGCAGGAGGGAAGCCGGAGAUGAAUGAGAAGAAGCGAGAACGAGAGGGUUUGGUCGAGGAGAGAAACGGAGAGGGAAGGAAGAUGACUGAAAGGGAGCGGGUAUUUCAACACAUGGGAACCCAAGCCGUCCCGAGGGGAAAAGGAAGCAGAUGGACCAGGACCCAACCCAGGGGCUCCCGCUCUGCCCACGCUGCGACGUCCACCGGGCCACCGAGCCACCGAAGGCGACAAGACGACAUGCCGGGAUUCCCAACAGGUGAAGAAGCCUCGAUCUGCCUGCUCCAGACCGUCCCAAGCGAGGGGUUCGUGCUGCUCCCCCCACCCACGGACAGCCUCCGGGAGACAGCUACACCAGUAGCAGGUCAGCGAUCAAAAAGCUGCCCAAUCUUGGCAUCCGCAGCGGGUGCUGGAAGCGGACAUGUCACCUCAUGA